UGUGAGGGGGCAGUGCUGCCCAUCUGGGGUUCUGGGGGUGGCUUGGCCGCCCAGUGACUAAGGCAUGCUCCAGUAAGGAAGGAAGCGUAUGGCAGUGCUGGCAUGUUGCGUCACAGGCCAAGCAAUAUAACCACUCCUCGGAGCAAGCGCUAAGAACAGCAGGACUUCUUGGUCCCUAGCCAUUUGCCUGCCAUCUCCACAGCCAUGUGCCCGGGCUGGCUGGCCCUCACCCUCCUGUCUGUGCUGAGCCUGUGUACCCAGGCCUUCAACAGCCGGCUUGUCAAGUGCCUUGAGGACCCCCAGUAUGAAGAGCUGGUGCGGCUGGCCCAAGACGGGCUGGGGCAGACGGCGGAAAGGAAACACAUAGUAGUGAUUGGAGCAGGCAUGGCCGGGCUCACCGCUGCCAAGACCCUGCAGGACGCCGGCCACCAGGUGACUGUCCUGGAGGCCUCAGGACGUGUGGGUGGCAGAAUAGAGACCCACAGAGUGCCCGGAGCACAGUGGUAUGUGGAACUGGGCGCCAUGAGGAUACCCGCCAGCCACAGGCUCUCUCGUGAGCUCAUCAGGAAGUUUGGGCUAAAGCUCAAUGAGUUCCAUGCCUCCCACAACCAGACUUGGGUGCUGGUCAACGGGGUGCGGAGGCGCACGGGGGACGUGCAGGCCAACCCCAGCCUGCUGGGCUACCCAGUCAGGGCAGAUGAGGAGGGGAAGACAGCAGAACAGCUCUUCGAAGAAUCACUGAGGAAGAUGGUGGAGGAGCUGGAAAGCAAGAGCUGCAGCCAGGUGCUGGAGAAAUAUGACUCCUUCUCCACCAAGGAAUACCUGAUCAAGGUGGGAAACCUGAGCCUCGGGGCCGUGCAGAUGAUCGGGGACCUGCUGAAUACAGAUGCUGGCUACUACCUGCCCUUCUUGGAGACCCUGCGUGACCUUGUCUCCUUCCAGGAGCCCCGGUGGGAAGUGUGGCAGGGAACUGGGGAAACGGGCGACUCCAUCUCUCGGGGCACCAAGACAAGCAGAAAGCUGCAGGGGCCUGGGAAGGGCAGGAGUGAAGACCUGGGGCCAGAGGAGCUCAGCCAGGCACCGACUCCUGGAGCGGAGGAUGAAAGCCGGCAGGUCUAA
Vicugna pacos (alpaca) is the source of this 1119-nucleotide messenger RNA. NCBI's taxonomy places the organism in Eukaryota, Metazoa, Chordata, Mammalia, Artiodactyla, Camelidae. The record is from RefSeq and is a predicted model, not a curated record.